This is a messenger RNA of Guyanagaster necrorhizus, 848 nucleotides long. RefSeq lists its product as uncharacterized. The transcript is spliced from 2 exons. Lineage: Eukaryota; Fungi; Basidiomycota; Agaricomycetes; Agaricales; Physalacriaceae. The record is from RefSeq and is a predicted model, not a curated record. Bases 105 to 677 code for a protein of 190 amino acids.
CCGUCAUGUCCCAUCGUCUGGCACGUCCUCUGUGUCAUCUAAAUGUCCCACGCAUACGCUACUCCUCCUCGUCCAUCAAGAGAAAACCAACCAAACAAGUACCAAUGCUACCCCCCCAAAAAUUACGCGCCCUCAUCUCAGUCUACCACGGCACCGAGUCCUUUGUCACUCCCGAAAAUCUCUCAGAGCGUAUCGACGACGCCUUUACCAGAUCUGCCGGGGGUACUGCACUCAAUUCUUUCAAAAAGUAUGACAAUCUGAGGAAACUCAGACUCGCACAGAGGGAGAUGGCGAAACUGUGGGAAUGGGACCGUCAGAUAUCUUUUGGGAAUCCGGCUAUGGAGGAGAGAGAAGCGAGGAUCAUCGAAGCACUGUAUGGUGUGGAUACAAGUGAUCCACUAUACUGCAGGUAUCCUGGACUGGACCUCUUGCAGGAUGCUGACCGGGUUCCCGCCUCUCGUGAAGACGCAAAGUCUGUUGUCUCUCAGGCCGAGCCGCUACCUGUUCCGGAGGAGUUUACAGAGGAUUAUUCGGCACUGGAGCUUGUGGGUAAUGCUGUUUCAGAGACAAAGUAUCGCACAAGCAACUAUCCCAUUCCCGACAAAUUCGUGGAACUCAUCAGGCGGCAAAUCCGGCCAUCCAUACCAGAUUCCUCUUCAGACGAGGUUCUCCUAUGAUGAAUUACUCUAUGCGAUAGGCAAUGUCUAUCACCCUAUUGGCAGAGUUUUGCGGGACAGUUUGCCUUAUGCAGAUUUCUGUCCCCACUUCUACCUCCAAUGUUACCUACGAUUGUAUCAUAACGCUUAGCCAUAAAUAUCGGAGAUUUGACUACACUUUCGUUUUUCCAU